CGCCCAAUGAAGGCGCUACUUGCUCGCGCGCUGUCGGUUUUCGGGGUUUCUCCCCUUUUGUGCGUCAUUUAGAUUAUUGAUCUCUUUAUCUUUUAAGUUUCAUCUUCUUCUUUGUGGAUAGUUUUGAUUUCUUGGAUGCGGGCGCGCUUGAACCCGUGAAAGGCGAAACGACUCCGAAUUUAUACACAAAAUGUCGCGCUCGACGACGGACGCCGGCGCAACGGCGGAGGCCCCCUCGCUCCCAUGGAGGACUCUGUCCGCCACGACCAUGCUCGGGGUCGCAUCGCUGUGCCGGUCGUUUCUGUACGUGUGCAGCAAGCCAGAGGUGUACGGCUUGGAGCCAUUUUUGGAGUUACUCGAUUCGAGACGCGAUCCGGCCCAGAGGACAAGAGGGUUGUUAACAGUCUCGAACCAUACUAGCGUGAUGGAUGACCCGAUUAUGUGGGGGUUUCUGCCGAUGCGGUACUGGCUGAACCUUUCCUCGUCGAAUAAACGCUGGGGAUUUGGAAGCCACGAUAUCUGCUACCAGACCAGACCCCUGGCGCUGUUCUUUACAAUGGGCCAGGUCCUUCCCACCCAUCGACUCGCCCAUUCGCCACACGGUGGUCUGGCACAACCCGUUGUCACCCAGGCGAUCCGAUUGCUGUCGAAAGGCCCAUUCGCCGCCGACCCCCAUCUCGCCCGCCCCGAGCGGCAAUCGUGGAGCUUGCAGAAUGUCUGCGUCGACCCGUUCUCAGAUCUCCCGAUGGCGUUCACGACCGACGGUCACGAUUCCCACCUGUCCCCGUCCUCCUUCGCCUGUAACUCCCAUUCCUGGUUCCACAUCUUCCCCGAGGGCAUGAUCCACCAGGCGCCGAACAAGACGAUGCGAUAUUUCAAGUGGGGGGUCGCCCGGCUCAUCCUCGAAGCCAGUGAAUGUCCCGACGUUGUGCCCAUCUGGCUGGAGGGCUUCGACCAGGUCAUGCACGAGAGUCGCGAGUUCCCGCGCUUCCUGCCUCGGGUCGGCAAGGAGGUCAGCAUCACGUUCGGAAAGAAGGUGGAUACAGAAGCCGUCUUCGGCGAGUCGCGGAGGAAGUGGCAGCAGAUCAGGGCCAAGGCGGAGCGCAAAUCGCCCGACACCCGCGACCUCCCGCUCGGAGUGCUGAAUGACGAGCUCCUGUACGGGCCGGAGGCGGUCGAGCUGCGCAAGGAGGUGACCAUGAAGGUUCGGAACCUGGUUCUCGAGGUGCGGCGGUCUCGAGGCCACUCGGAUGAAGAUCCCAAGGCGGGUCUCGCGGAAACGUGGAUUCGAGAAGGUCCCAGUCGGGAGGGGAAGAAGUUGGAUGAGUCUUGGGUGCGCGAUCUCUGAAGCGUCUACAGCGACACGCCAAUGCCAUAUCCAGUGUAAAUUAGAGCAUAUUUGAUAGACGAGGGUGUACUGUACAGACUCACAAAAUGAAACCAUACUUAGC
Messenger RNA from Aspergillus uvarum CBS 121591, 1451 nucleotides. Its product is annotated as tafazzin. Gene Ontology annotation, molecular function: 1-acylglycerophosphocholine O-acyltransferase activity. The coding region runs from base 191 to 1348 and encodes 385 amino acids. The transcript is spliced from 4 exons. Gene Ontology annotation, biological process: cardiolipin acyl-chain remodeling; inner mitochondrial membrane organization. The record is from RefSeq and is a predicted model, not a curated record. Lineage: Eukaryota; Fungi; Ascomycota; Eurotiomycetes; Eurotiales; Aspergillaceae. Gene Ontology annotation, cellular component: mitochondrial membrane.